Messenger RNA from Asparagus officinalis (garden asparagus), 2052 nucleotides. RefSeq names its product probable clathrin assembly protein At4g32285. NCBI's taxonomy places the organism in Eukaryota, Viridiplantae, Streptophyta, Magnoliopsida, Asparagales, Asparagaceae. Gene Ontology annotation, biological process: vesicle budding from membrane; clathrin-dependent endocytosis; clathrin coat assembly. Gene Ontology annotation, molecular function: clathrin heavy chain binding; 1-phosphatidylinositol binding; SNARE binding. The record is from RefSeq and is a predicted model, not a curated record. Gene Ontology annotation, cellular component: clathrin-coated pit; clathrin-coated vesicle.
AAGCCCAAGGCCCUCACCGACCCCGAAUUGACGGAUUCAGAAAGCCAGUGGACAUUAAAAAGCUGUCGUCUUUGAAAUCGGCGAAGAUCCCCCCUCCUCCUCUCUCCAUCGAGUCCUGAGGCGGAGCGAUCGGAGCCCGCUAAAUCCUACUCAGGUCUGUUGAUCGCGUACUCGAUAGAGAUUUCUGGAAUUCGGGCCUGAGAUUGUUGUGAAAUGGCGCCAUUUAGAAAAGCCCUAGGAGCAGUCAAGGAUCAAACCAGCAUUGGCCUAGCCAAGGUCUCCAGCAACAUUGCCCCUGAACUCGAUGUGGCCAUUGUUAAGGCCACAAGCAGCCACGACGAUAUCCCUGCCGAUGAGAAGUACUUUCGGGAGAUCCUCAACUUGACCUCCUAUUCUCGGGGAUAUGUCAGUGCCUGCAUUGCUGCAGUAUCAAAAAGGCUAAGCAAGACUCGAGACUGGAUUGUUGCAUUGAAAUCCCUCAUGCUCAUCCACCGUCUCUUAUCUGAUGGGGAUCCAUCAUUCCAACACGAGAUAUUGUAUGCUACACGAAGGGGUACACGGCUUCUCAAUAUGUCGGAUUUCCGUGAUGAGGCUCACUCGAGUUCUUGGGACCAUUCUGCAUUUGUGCGUACCUAUGCCCUUUAUUUGGAUCAGAAGCUUGAACUCAUUAUCUACGAGAAGAAUCAAGGAGGCGGUGGCAGUGCUGAUAGAAAUGGUAGGGGCGAAAACCGCAGAUCUCCACAUUAUUCUGAUUUCAGCGAGCCUGAUCCUUCUGGUAGCGGUAGUUAUAGCAGAUCUUCGGCGGGUGGCUAUGGUGAUUAUCGAUAUGAUGAUAGGUACAAGAGUCCCAGCCAAGUGGCUGAGGAGAAGAAGCCAAUAACUCCAUUGAGGGAUAUGAAUACCGAGAGGGUGUUGGGCAAGAUGCAUCAAUUGCAGCAGCUUCUUGAUCGUUUCCUUGCUAUUCGGCCAACGGGGUUAGCAAAGAACAGCAGAAUGAUCCUUGUUGCUCUCUACCCUGUUGUCAGGGAGAGCUUCCAGCUCUAUUCCGACUUGUGUGAGAUAUUGGCGGUGAUUCUUGACCGCUUCUUUGACAUGGAGUAUCCAGAGUGUGUCAAGUCUUUUGAUGCCUAUAGCAUUGCUGCGAAGCAAAUCGACGAGCUUGCAGCCUUCUACAGCUGGUGCAAGGAAAUCGGUGUGGCUCGAUCAUCUGAGUUCCCGGAGGUGCAACGAAUAACUGACAAGCUACUGGAAACAUUGGAGGAGUUCAUGAGGGAUAAAUCAAGAAGGCCAGCUGAUGCACCAAGACAGCUGGAGGCACCGCCCCCAGAGCCAGCUGUUCCAGAUGAAGAACCUGUAGAGGACACAAGCAAUAUCAAAGCUCUGCCAGCACCAAAUUAUGAGGAGAAGCCCGUUGAAGAGAAGGUAGAACCGAAAAAGGAGCAGCCAAAGCAACACGAGGGUGAAUUGGUGAAUCUCAGAGAUGAUGGUGUUUCAGCAGUGGACCAAGAGAACAGAUUGGCACUGGCUCUUUUCUCAGCAGGAGGAGCAACAUCGGCUACCAAUGGCUCAUGGGAAGCAUUCCCCGCUUCGAAUGGUGGAGGAGAAACCCAAGUGACCUCGGCAUGGCAAACACCAGCGGCUGAGCAAGGGAAAGCAGAUUGGGAGCUCGCUCUUGUGGAAACUGCUAGCCAUCUCUCGAAUCAGAAAGCCAAUUUGGCUGGAGGCCUUGAUCCAUUAAUCUUAAAUGGGAUGUAUGACCAAGGAGCAGUGAAGCAGCAUGUUACUGCUCAAGCGAGCGGAGGGAGUGCUAGCAGCGUGGCCUUGCCUGGCAAAAGUAGUAAGCCUGUUUUGGCUUUGCCUGCUCCUGAUGGCACGGUGCAGACUAUUGGAGGGGAUCCUUUUGCUGCUUCUGCUUCAAUUCCUCCACCAUCUUAUGUACAAAUGGCUGACAUUGAGAAAAAGCAGCAGAUGCUUACACAGGAACAGCUCAUGUGGCAGCAAUAUGCUCAAAAUGGAAUGCAGGGACAAGCGAGCUUGGCGAGGCUCGAAAAU